GUAUUAAAUUGCAUCUCAUUGAGUACAGUUGAUAAAAACAUUUCUAAAAACCAAUCUUAGAUUUUUGUAAUAAUUACAUAGAUAGUUGAAAUUUUGCAAGGCCAGAAAGGUACUAGGAAACUACCAUGGAAGGCACAGAAUCGACACACAAUACUAAAGUAUCAGAUUCUGCUUAUUCGAAUAGUUGUAGCAAUAGUCAGUCCCAAAGAAGUGGAAGCUCUAAAUCCAGACAAUCUGAAAGCUCUAAAUCCCGUCAAUCUGGAAGCUCUGGUAGCAGUGGUUAUGGAGGAAAACAUUCUACUGAAGUCAAUAAUGAGACGCAACAUAAUGUGAAACGGGGAAAAGACAAAGAUCGAAAAAAGAAAAAACGAAGCACUGGACAGUGUACUAGCACGUUAGAAAACGACAUAACAACAGCAGUAGACGUUGUAGCUGAAUCAGGGGUACUUUCAACUCUAGAAGUUCAAGAUGAAAAUAAUACAGAUACCAGGGAUAAAAAAGCAAGUGAAACAGCUCUUGAAAAUAAGCAAAUGACCGAGGCUCUUGGAGGAAUACCAGUACUAACAUCGAAAGUAACAGACGAUCAAGAUAAUCAAGAUGCAUUAAAUAUAAAUGUUUCUUUGGAAGCAGCUGAAAAUAUUUGCUCUACACAAGAUCAAAUCAAGCCUGAUAAAAUAGCAACUGAGGAUGGAUUUUGCUGCGUUAUAUCUAUGCACGAUGGAGUUGUUUUAUUCACGACAUCCUCGCUGACGGAAAGUCUUGGAUAUCCUAGAGAUAUGCUUCUUGGUAGAUCGUUCAUCGAUUUUAUUCAUCCUAAAGAUAGAUCAACUUUUGCAAGUCAAAUAACCAUGGGUGUUGCUCCGAUUUCCGAGUCUAAAAACGGCCAUAAAGAUACUAGGAGCUCUUUGUUUGUAUUGUUGAGAAAAUAUCGAGGUCUUAGAACAUCAGGAUAUGGAGUUACAUCAAAAGCAGUAACAUAUGAGCCUUAUCGUUUGACAUUAACAUUUCGGGAAGCGCCAGAGAAUCAACGACUUAAGAACUCUGAUAUCACUUCUGCCAACACCAAUAUAUUGCUAGUAAUUUCGGCUACUCCGGUCAGAAGUAUAUAUAAAGUUACAGAUGAGUCCAUUUGCAGUAAUUCGAAAAAAUUUUACAUAAGACACACCGCCUCUGGUGUUAUUAGCUACAUAGAUGGACAAGCUGUAGGACUUGUCGGGUACUUACCCCAAGACUUAGUUGGAAAAAACAUAAUGGAUUAUUAUCAUCCAGAAGACUUGCCACUGCUAAAGGAAGUAUACGAAACAGUUAUGAAGAAAGCUCACACUGGCGUUAGUUUUUUCAGCAAACCAUAUCGGUUUCUCACAAAUAACGCUAACUGGGUAGCUCUUGAAACAGAGUUCACGAGUUUUGUUAAUCCAUGGUCGAAAAAAUUGGAGUUUGUAAUAGGUCAUAAUCGUGUUUUGAAAGGACCAAAAAAUAUCAAUAUAUUUGAUAAGUCUUCUGAGCCUGAACAACAAUUUUCGGAAGAAGUUUUGGCUAAGCGUAAAAGUAUCCAAGAUGAUAUAUUAAAUUUGCUCUCUGAAGCAGUAACAAGAUCAUCUGAUACAGUUAAACAAGUUGUUUCGAAAAGAUGCCAAGCAUUGGCGUCUUUCAUGGAAUCACUUCUGGAUGACAUAAACCGUAAAGAUUUAGAUGUUCAAAUUGAGUCAGAUGUUACGUUUUCGGAGCGGGAUUCUGUUAUGCUCGGUGAGAUUUCACCCCAUCAUGAAAACUGGCAAGAUUCUAAGAGUUCAUCAGAGACGCCGCCAAGUUACACUCAAUUAAACUAUAAUGAAAAUUUACAAAGGUUUUUUGACUCGCAUCCCAUUACAACAACUGAAAACAACCAUAUUGAAAAUAUAGAGACCAACGAAGUCAGAUCUGGCGAUGCGAGAACUAACGUUAGUCCUGUACACGGCUAUGGAGAAAAUGAUUCCGGAGGUAAUCUAAGUUCUGGCAGUAAUGUUCAUAUGGAAAGUAUAACAAAUACUAGUAAUACAGGAACUGGAACAUCUAGUGGAUCUUAUCAACCCCCAACAUUGACACAAGAAUUACUGUGCAAACAUAACGAAGAUAUGGAAAAAAACAUGAUAAAAAGACACAAAGUAUCUCGAUUGAGUGGUCGUUUAGCAGAGAAGGUGAAAAAAGCGCCGGAUAAAACAAUACAACAUGGUGUUAAGCGAAGUGGAAGUCAUUCGUGGGAAGGCGAGGCGCAUAAAUCAUCUAAGCAUGAUCAUUUUACAGAAACAAGAAGAGAACAGAAUAUCGAUACUGCAACUAACAUGGCAGGCAAGUUCAAUGCGCAACAAGCUUGCUCCCGAAGUAUAGAUCCUUGGCCACCAUUUUCUGUGACAACGAUUCAGGGAUCCAGCCUGAAUAAUCAAAUAAACAACCGCGGAUUUAUGCCAACCGUAUAUUACAUACCUGCACCACAAACAACAAAUAAUAUAGAGCAGACAAAGUCAACAGGAUAUCAAACAUUACAAUAUAUGACGGGUGUUCUCUAUCCUUCAUUUAAUGUAUCACAACCGCAUCUUAUGUAUCAACCAGUUAUUUAUCAGCCCAUGCCAUUCCAACCACUGCCUACUCCAUCAAAUGUUGGUACUCAACCGAAUACAUCAAUGAAUUUCACUCCUGCUGUUAAUGAUAAAAUUCUAAUGCCAAUGUGCCAAUCAUUGACUACACAAACAACGGGAAAUGGUACUCAAAUUCAAAAUUCAUUUCAAAGACCGCCGUCACAAGCUACAUCAGUAAAAGCUGAACCAGGAUCAAAUAUGGGAAGCAUAGCGUCAAUUGUAAAUUGCAGAGCGCUUUCCGAAUCACCCAAAAGAAUAGUAGAUGAUGAAGAAUGCUCAGACGAAAACAAAGCUAAUGCACAAAACAGAGCUGGUGAAGAAACUAAUGGAACCAGUGAUAACAUGGAUAAAUCCUCUUAUUCGUCAUUUUAUUCGUCUUUCUUAAGGACCGAGGGCUCGUCAACAGAAGAGCGUCAAGAUGCUGAAAAUAAUUCUAUUAAGCAAAAAAAGGAGCUAACAAAACAAAUUACGAGACCACCACCUUCAUGGUUGGAAGGAAUUUCAAUCACCUCAGAGCUUAUUUAUCGUUAUCAGAUAGCCGAAAAAACCGUUAAAGAUGUAUUGACAUCAGAUAUGGCCAUGUUAAAAGGGAUAAAUCAGCCAAGUUUGGUCAAUGAACAACUAGAUCAGUUAUACUUGGAUCUUGAAUUGGAAGGCUUAUCAGCAAGACUGUCAUUUGGGGAGUCUUCAAGUAGCGGAAGUAGUGGUGAAGAGGAAAAUUCAUUGAAAAUGAGAGCGAAACGAUUCAAGUAUGGAAGAAUUGUCAUGAUAUAUGAAGAAAAUGCUCCUUUGCCACCCACUUAACUUUAAAAGCAUAGAGAAAAAUUAUAAAUAAAAGCAAAGAUAUGAAUGAACAUGGCAAAAGGAGAAAUUUUGUCGAACAAAUAAAUAUUACCCAAAUUACCAUUAGUUUCACAUACAUUCACUUAUUGUUAAAUUGAUGAAUCAAGUUUAUUGGUGUAAAAGAAUUUUUUAAAAAAA
Culicoides brevitarsis is the source of this 3596-nucleotide messenger RNA. RefSeq names its product period circadian protein (gene per). Lineage: Eukaryota; Metazoa; Arthropoda; Insecta; Diptera; Ceratopogonidae. Gene Ontology annotation, cellular component: nucleus; cytoplasm. The transcript is spliced from 15 exons. The coding region runs from base 126 to 3419 and encodes 1097 amino acids. Gene Ontology annotation, molecular function: transcription cis-regulatory region binding; transcription corepressor binding. Gene Ontology annotation, biological process: negative regulation of transcription by RNA polymerase II; entrainment of circadian clock by photoperiod; circadian regulation of gene expression. The record is from RefSeq and is a predicted model, not a curated record.